Messenger RNA from Penaeus chinensis, 7371 nucleotides. It is a transcript of the gene p120ctn, whose product is annotated as catenin delta-2-like. Gene Ontology annotation, molecular function: cadherin binding. Lineage: Eukaryota; Metazoa; Arthropoda; Malacostraca; Decapoda; Penaeidae. Gene Ontology annotation, cellular component: nucleus; cytoplasm; plasma membrane. The transcript is spliced from 14 exons. Bases 473 to 4753 code for a protein of 1426 amino acids. The record is from RefSeq and is a predicted model, not a curated record. Gene Ontology annotation, biological process: cell-cell adhesion; cell-cell junction assembly.
ACAUUGUAAGCACAUACACACAUGCAUGCUGACUUACACUAUAUACAUACAUGUGUAUCUACAAAGUACAUUAUAAUGAAUAAGAUGUAUACACAUCCUAAAUUUACACACAAGACAUACAUUCAGGAGUACAUACAUAUAUCCAUGUACUAUUUUCAGAAUAUUUAGGCUUUACUGGGCAGUUGAGUGUGACAUCUGAGGUUUGCAAUUGAUAUCUGCUGCAAAGGCAAUUUUUUCUUGAAGGGAAUAUAUAGAUAAGAGAAAUUUGUUAUAUUUGUACAAAGUUUUUAAAGUUCUAAACAAGAUUAAUUCUGCUACCUUUACAGAAAAAAUAAAAAGAGAGAAAAAUUUACAAAAUUGCAGAUUGCAAAAGUGCCAGAUUUAAUAAUAGAAAGAAAGGAGAACAAGAGAUGGUUAGACAGGUAAAAGCACCAUAGAUGGAGGAUAUUAGAAAUUUUGUGGUGCUGCCAUCAUGCCAAAGUCUUCAGUUUUUGUGAGAUUGAACUGGCCAUCAAAGAACAGUGAGACGUCUCAAGAUGAAGUCGAAUUGUCUCCGUGUCAAGAUGUUUCCAAGACCCUUCCCCUGCAUGCUGAAAGGGAGGCAGUGGAAGAGUGUCAGAAGGGAGACAAGCCAGUACAGUCAGCUAGUCCUUUAUCAUGUGAAGAUAUUGCAGGCAAAGACUCUAAACAAAUAGCUCAGGGAAUUAAGCUCAAGGGACAGUCAUCAGAGAAGGAAAAAUUGGUUAAGCCUCCAGGUAGUGGUUCAGUAAAAGUGCUUUCAAAGUGUAAUACAGAGCAUAAUGAGGCUCCUUCCAGUAGUAAAGUGGGCACACCCAUACUUGAUACAAGUCAUAGUUUAGACUCCCCACUAUGGUCUGGAACAAAAAGAGGGGAACUUAGUGAAAAUAAAGGUGCUGAAACCCCUUCUGGGUUGCAGAAUAAGACAUCUGGAGGCUCUGUUAAGGAAGGAAAUGGGAAUGGUAAAACACACAAGCCUAAAACCAAGCCAAAACCCAGGAGCUUGGGCAAAGGGCGGAAAAUUACAAGAUCUCUAAGUGCUUCUUGCGUCAGUGUCAGCACAAACACUGAUCCCAGGGAUUUCUUAGAGUUAGCAAGUGUUGCAAGUGCUACACUUCCAUCAAGAAGACGUUUGAAAGAGCCCACUGAAGCGCCUCUUGGAGAAUCAGAAAAAGUAUCACAGGACACUACUUCAACUCUGGAAACCACCACAAAGGAUGAAAACUCUCAGAGUAAGGAGAUGAGUCAAGGUAAUGUGGAAGACUUGUCAAAGGAAUCAAAUAAGAAACAAAGUCCUGAACUUCAAAACCAAAAACCAAAUGCAGACAUCCAGGUUCUGAGAACAGAAAAGCAUGAAGAGGAGGAAUCUAAAGAUGGAAACACUAAAAACCAAAGUAAAACUGAUACCAUCUCUCCAAAGAAAGAUAAUAAUGAAGAAGCUGAGCAGAUUGCUGAUAUUGACUUGGAAAAAGGUUACAUAGAACUACCUAGUUAUGUGCCCAAAGAACCUGCCAAAAAGUGUGUAUUGCCAGAUGAUAGUAAUUCUGUGUCUUUACUGCCUCUCCACCACACAAGAACUGUUGAGGAAAUGUGUAACUCAGAAUAUUUGCAUCCAAGUUAUUUUUACAAAAACUCCCCUCAAGUCACGAGUAAUAUGGUAACUGAAGAACCAAUAAAGUGCAAUUCCCCAGAGCUGGUCAGAGACGACAAAAUUCCCAUUGGAGUAACUCCUCCUCCAGACCCCUGUGUUGUACCACUUUCAGUUUAUCCAACAGACUUUACUAAUAUUCCACCAGUUGUGCUGCCUUCAUAUAAUCAGGUGAACUUUGUUAAACCAACAUUCCAACCACCAGAUGUUCAAGAGGAGAAAUUUGAUCUUCUCUAUCCAUCGUUGGUAGACAGUGAUUGUACAGCUCUUUACAAUGGGCUAGGGAGAAGUUACCCAAACCAGAGAGUAGCUGGCCCAGUUGGUGAAUAUGAUAAUUUUGCUUAUCCAAUGCACUGGUCACCAUUACCUGGAAGAGCGGCUUCACCUCAAAGAAGGCAGAAACUCGAUAAAGAUAUAUCAGUUGAGUCCUGUCCUGAUGUUGUUCUGCAGACUUUGGAAAGUGAGGGGUCACUCCAACAGAAUAAGCCUGUGAAGAAGACGGUAACAUUUCUGCUGCCACCUGAGCACUGGGAUUCUCUUAUCUCACUGAGAGAAAGUAACAUUGGUGGGUAUCCUCAAAGUGGUUACGCAGAAUUAGAUGGCGCGCUCCUGCCACCAAAUGGGCAAGAUCCUUACCGCAACACUCCAUCACCAGGACUUCAUGGUCUCCCACAAGACCGAUAUGAUGGUGGCCUUGAAGGGGAAGGCCAUGCGGGGGAUUACCCUGAAGAUGGCAGGUAUCCUGCAGCUGAAAGUGCCAUGGUAUACCCUCCUGAAGGGGUUGUAUAUGGGCGGCUUUUAGGGGCCCCUCGCUCGCCAUACACCAUCAACGGUAGUGUCGGGGCGAGUGCCGAGCCUCUUUUGCCCUCACCUGGCAUGUACGACGAGGAACCCCCUCACGUGCAGCACCCCGCACCUCUCCCGCACAUGUCACCACCAACCCCCUCACUUCCACCUCCACCAAUCCAAAACCACGACAAUUAUGCACAUCCCAAUCUGCUGCGGUCCCCCUCUGCAGACAGCGGUGCGCCCAGAGUUCGGUGGCGAGACCCAGACCUUCACGAAGUAAUAGAUUUCCUGAGCAACCCUAACAAUGUAGUGAAAGCCAAUGCAGCAGCCUAUCUCCAACACCUGUGCUACAUGGACGACCCAACUAAACAGAAGACCCGCAUUCUGGGCGGCAUCCCUCCCCUAGUGGCCCUCCUCACUCAUGACCUUCCUGAACUACACCGUAAUGCUUGUGGAGCGCUACGGAAUCUGUCAUAUGGACGGCAGAAUGAUGAGAACAAGAGAGCCAUCCGAGAUGCCUCUGGCAUUCCCUCACUAGUCAGGCUUUUACGGAAAACUCCAGACAACGAAGUGAAAGAGCUAGUAACAGGCAUUCUCUGGAACUUGUCUUCUUGUGAAGAUUUGAAGCAUAACAUUAUAGAUGAUGCUCUGACUGUUAUCGUGAGUCAUGUGAUCAUCCCUUGCUCGGGCUGGGAUGGCGGGGACGUUGAACGGGAUCCCAAUGUGGAUGUGUGGUGGUCUACUGUUUUUAAAAAUGCGUCGGGUGUUUUAAGGAAUAUAAGUUCUGCUGGAGAAUAUGCGCGAACGAAAUUACGUCAGUGUAACGGUCUAGUGGACUCGCUACUCACGGUUAUUAAGUCUGCCAUCCAGGGAUCUUCCCACGAUAACAAGAGUGUGGAGAACUGUGUUUGCAUCCUGCGGAAUCUUUCCUAUCGCUGUCAGGAAGUCGAGGACCCCAACUACGACAAGAACCAGCCUCCAACUCAGUCUCGGGCCACAGCCACAGCGAAGGACGGAGAAGGGGAAGGGACGGACACAUGUGGUAGGUCUUCGGAGCCCAAGGACAACCUGUGUGAUAAUCUCGGAUGCUUUGGAGGAAGCAGAAAGAAGAAGGAGGCAGUGGGCGGGGCAGUGAAGGAGACAAGCACGGGACAGCGGACCACAGGGCCUCGCACCGAGCCUCUGCGGGGCAUGGAGCUCCUCUGGCAACCUGAGGUAGUGGUGAGUUCGUACCUAGCGCUUCUCUCCGACUGUAGUAAUCCUGAGACCCUAGAGGCAGCUGCUGGAGCUCUGCAGAACCUUGCUGCAUGCUAUUGGCAGCCAAGUAUAGAUGUAAGAGCUGCAGUCAGAAAAGAAAAAGGAUUACCCAUACUAGUAGAACUUCUUAGGAUGGAAGUAGACCGGGUGGUGUGUGCGGUGGCCACAGCCCUCCGCAACUUGGCCAUAGAUCAAAGGAACAAAGAACUGAUAGGAAAAUAUGCUAUGAGAGAUUUGGUUCAAAAAUUGCCAUCGGGAAACACCCACGACAGUGGGACGAGCGAUGAGACCAUUGCCGCUGUUUUAGCCACCUUGAAUGAAGUAAUUAAGAAGAGUGCGGAAUUUUCACGUUCGUUGCUAGAUGUAGGUGGUGUCGAGAGGCUGGUUAACAUGACCCGGCAUCGUGGACGCUAUUCAGUUAGAGUUGUCAAGUUUGCCUCACAGGUGCUGUUUUCAAUGUGGGGACACCAAGAGUUACGAGAGGUCUAUAAAAAGGCAGGCUGGAAGGAGCAGGACUUUGUAAGCAAGAGUGUAGCUGCUCGUAAUGCGGCAGGUGGCGGUGCUAACUCUCCAACUGCCAAUAAUACACUAAAUCGUCCAAUGGCCUCGCAGGGGGGAACCCGUUACGAAGACAGGACGAUCCAGCGGGGGCAAGGAAAGGCCCACCACCAGUAUAAUCGGGGAGAAGAGGUGCCGAUGGCGAACAUGGGUUACAGUGGCGAUGGGGGUGUAGUUCCUCCUGCAGGCGGGGUAAGACUGUAUCCACCCAUGCAGGGUAAGCCUGGUGAACCAGUCUACGCUAAGGUGAACAGAGACAAGAAACGCAACCGACAGUAUGACAGCAUGGGCCCCCAGUAUGGAACGCUGGGGGGAGCUGAUGACUGGGGUGGACCCGUUUACUCUGGAUCUCCAGCGGCCUCUCCCAACUUCAACAACAGCCCUAGCAUGAACAACAACAACAGCAAUGCGAACAAUAACAACAACAAUGGCAUCCUGCUAGAAAAUGCAGCGGAUGGCCAGGCUGGAGAUUCGUGGGUGUGAAGAGUGAAGCUCACAAGCUGAGGGCGCACUUGCUGUUCACCAUAUCGAGGAGGAGGACAUGGGGAGCCGAAGCCCGACUUGGAGUAUGUCCUGCUGCACGCUUCUUACCCUCCCAGGAGAUGCCACACAAGAUGACAAGAGGAUGAUGUUCAAUACUGGAGGGGACUGCCAAUUUAUUGUCCUGUAACUAUGUGACAAAAAAUAUAAAACCAAAAAAAAGCAAAAAAAAUUAAAAGUUGCUAAGGGUAAUAAUGAUUAUUACAUUAUUUCAUCUUUUAUGGUGGUUCAAAAAGUGGACUUUUGAGUCUUGACUGCUGAUGUUUUGUCUGUUAUAUUGAUGUUGACACUCGUUGUGCAUGUUAUGUGAACACUAGUUAGUGACAAACUCAGUUCUGUUAAACUUCUUAUAUGAUGUAUGACAUGGGGGAAGAAGGCAAAGCUCAAUUUGAUAAGCAACUUAUAUAUUUUAUAGAAGCACACAGAUGGUGCCAAGAAACUUUAUUACUUUGAUAUCUUGUAAAGACAAUAUUCUGUCUCCCGUUACUCAAGGAGAGAGUUUAUACAGCCAGUUAACAGACCCAUUAACUGGUGAAUGGUUAGAGCAGGCGUUGCUUGUCUGUGCUCUUUGUAGACACUUCAUUUUCUACCAUUUCAUAUUUGACAAUCCAAAGUGUGACCAAUGUGUAUUGUGAGGAUUCUACCUGUGAGCUCUUAGUGUGGUUAUGCACACCAUAGUCUGGACAUUAGAGGUGUGACUGAAAGCUGCUUUGUGGCACAGCAUGAAGGCUAGAAUAUGGCAAGGAUAGCUUUGCCAGCACAAAUGUUGACAAGUGAGAAGUGCUGGUUCACAGUAACUGAACCAGCCUUGCGUGUGCCAGGUUAUUAUUAUGGAUGGACGGGUUGAGGAUUGCAUGUGAGGCUUUGGUGCAGAUAAUGUUAUUUGUGACAUAUUUUCUCCACAAGCGCACCACUCUUGGUCAUAUUUAAUAACAUUUUAGUGCAUAGGUUGUUUCUUGAGUAUAGUUUAAUAUUAUUGUAUUGCCGUGCCUCCUGCCGGUCCUAGGAGUCUGAUGCUUUGUAGAAGGUCAGUGUAACCUUAACAAGACCUUCUCCAAAUACCUUUCUACCUCCCUAAUUUCUUCCAGGUUCCCAAACACUUCUCCCUGGUAGGAACAAGCAGCUAGACGAUCUAGUUCCUUCAACCUUUCACUGAGGAAAUUUUGCUUUGUAUGAUACACAGUCGUAUAGGUUUUAUAAUUCCAAACAUUUUAUAAUGUGCACGGGGUCGGCUGAUUUUUAAGUAGCUACUGUGCUGUCGUGCUUGUGUAAUAUAUCUUGUAUGAUGAAUGGUCAUAAAUAAAGCAAGACUUGUUCUUAAGAAGGCACUUCAUCCUGAAUGGAUUGAUUGUGAUCAAUUUAGAAAUUACUUAACCCAUGUCUCAAAACUGCUUUAUAUGGUAAGCCUUUUUCUGACUUAUGUUAUUUUUUUCUCAAUUGAAAUUUUUAUCAGACUUGCACGUGCAAUAUUGCAUACUUUUCCAGUGUUGAUUAUUGGUAGCUGAAAUGACACUAGCCAGACUGUGUGAUCCCGGAUCCCAGGAACCUUCCCUGCUAGGGUACCCUACAGUCCAUAUGACAAACUCAGGCUGCUAUGACUUUAGGAGCUAUCAAAAUUAUAAUUUGGCCAGUCUUUUGGUAAACUGUGUUUAGCCUAAAUUUGAAAGUAUUAGAAAAUAUGUCUUUUGAUGUCCAAAAGUCAGAGCAGCUCUGAGCAGCUCACUUUAGGCUGUCUCACAUUCCAGGAGUAGUUUAGGUGAUGCACACUCCAGUUCAGAGAAGUAACUGUUGACAUUGGGAAUUUGCAUUGAAGUUACAUUGAAGUACUGUGUUAUUGUGGCAAUAGGCAGCAGCAGGACAUGGGCAGCAGCUAUGAGAGGUUGUGUUUCACUGUCUCAUCGUUAAGCUCUGUACCUAUGUCUGUUUCGGGAGUCGUGAGUAAAAGUGUUGGAUGUACAGGAAGAGGUGCAGAGGCCUAAUCCUGCUGCCCUAAAUGGGUGGUGUCUGCACCCACCAGAAAGCUCAUGACACCCACACCUGGCAGCUCAAAAUGGGUGGUUCUGCUUGGCCAAAAGCCACCUUGAUCGCAAGGAAAUUUCUGACAUAUUUGUGUAUACUUUUAUUAGCAAAUUUUAGCAGCAGUGUAGUACAGUUCAUGUUGGACCAUAUAGCUGGGAAACCCAGUUGGAAUAUGGGGUCGCAAUGUACCAGUAGACAUCCCAACUUAUUUUAGACAUUUUUGAUGUUCAUUAUAAACAAACUUUUUGUACACUAAACAUUUUCCUUCCAUGUCCUGUGUAGGGUCUGCUGUUACACUUAUAAGCAUUUAUUUUUGUUUGGCAGCUUAUUGCAUUUUGCAAAUGAAAUGGCAGUGACAAAAAAUGUUAUUGUUAUGCAUAAUUCGCACAGAUUCAUGUUUCUGUCUUGCCUUAAUGGUUGCUUAUGUUUAUUAUGUUGGUUAAUAUAUGCCUUAUUUUAUUUUCACAUGAGUAUUCAGUAACAAAGGAUUUCUAGCAAAUGAUAUUGUAUUGGGUAUUUAUACAAUAAACUGAUAAAGUUGA